GCAGCAGCAUGGCCACAGCGGCGUCCAGCCCCUACACCCUGCUCAGCUCCAGCCCCAUGCUGCACGCGGACAGCCAGGCCAUGCAGCCAGCGAGCCCCUACAGAAGCCACCACAAACUGCUGCAGAGCGACUACGGGCACGCGCUGGGUCACCAGUGGGAGGGCAGCCCCUGGUCCGGCUCCAUGGAGCAGCAGGACGUGAAGCCGGGCAUCAUCCACCACCACUCCCCCCAUCACAACAACCACAACAACCACCCGGGCGCGUGGGGCAGCCCCGUGUCCCAUAGCAACAUGUCCUACUCCCAGACGGGCUUCUCCGUGAACGGCAUUAUGGAGCCCGGUGCCACCCAGAGCCAAGGCAUGCACGCGGGCCUCAGGGACACCCUCAGCCCGGAGCACGGGGACCUGGGCCCGCACCACUGCCACGACCACUCGGACGAGGAGACGCCCACCUCGGACGAGUUGGAGCACUUUGCCAAACAGUUCAAGCAGCGUCGGAUCAAACUGGGCUUCACGCAGGCGGACGUGGGGCUCGCGCUCGGGACACUGUACGGUAAUGUGUUUUCUCAAACCACCAUCUGCAGGUUCGAGGCGCUGCAACUGAGCUUUAAAAACAUGUGCAAACUCAAGCCGCUGCUCAAUAAGUGGCUGGAGGAGGCCGACUCCUCCACGGGCAGCGCCAGCAGCAUAGACAAGAUCGCAGCUCAGGGUCGGAAGAGGAAGAAACGCACGUCCAUAGAGGUGAGCGUCAAGGGGGUCCUGGAGACGCACUUCCUCAAGUGCCCCAAACCGUCCGCGCACGAGAUCACGUCGCUCGCGGACUCGCUGCAGCUUGAGAAGGAGGUGGUGCGCGUGUGGUUCUGUAACCGGCGGCAGAAGGAGAAGCGCAUGACGCCGCCGGGAGAACCGCCACCGCCGCACGAGGGACCUUACUCUCACGGCGACGCCUCGUGCCACGACCUCUGACCCCUGGAGGGAGCGGACCGUGGGGCGCGCGCCCCUGACAGACUCAGACAAUAACAGACACCUGUCCGGCCUUCGUCAUUCCCAGCGCCGUGAGGGCAUUACUGCAUCAGCACCAUCUUUGGAGCCACUCUUUUUACCCACGAGAAUCAAGGAUAUAAAUACUACAAAUGUGCCUAUAACCUGCCAGCGCCUUGGUUUGAUUCACCAUCAGCUCAGAAUAACGUCAGCAUCAGCUGGGACUGCUGUUUUGUUUUGGGGUUGCGUCUCAGUUUUACGCGUUUGUUUGUGCGCUCAGCGGAGUGAGACCAAUAACCACAAAUAACAGUGGCUCUGUCACUUUUGUUAAUUGAUUUGCUGUGGACACCAGAGGCCGUUUUCUCACCUCACGCUUCCCUCGGGCUCAAACCCACUGCUUUAGUUCUCUGCAUAUUUACACUCAUUAUUUUGUAACGCAAUAUGUAAUUAUUUUCUCCAAUAGGCCCUGAGUCAUUUUUACGCGUAGAGGAACCAUAGCACUUAUGGAGCUGGUUUAAUUGAACCGCUCUCCUUUGGCCUGUAGCUUCACAUCUGUUAUAUUUGUGUUUUCAGUCAUCUUCGACCAUAAACUGUGUGGACUCUGAGCAGAGCGACGCUAUACACCUGCCUAUAAUUUUAUUGUACGUUCACUAUCGAAAAACAAAUUUUAUAAUCUUCCUGUUUAUCGGUUUAUUUCUUAAGUAUUUUUUCGAAUAUUGUACAGUUUUAUAUAUUACUCUUUUGAAGUCAUUAAUUUAAACAGAAAUGCUCUUAGUUAUCCACGCACUUAAUUAGCAGCGUACAAAACAAACACAAUAUUUUCAGUAAGAAAGCUGAACUGUUUGGGCGAGGUUUGGUCCAAAUUUCGA
This is a messenger RNA of Periophthalmus magnuspinnatus, 1849 nucleotides long. RefSeq names its product POU domain, class 3, transcription factor 4-like. Gene Ontology annotation, biological process: regulation of transcription by RNA polymerase II; brain development. Gene Ontology annotation, cellular component: nucleus. Lineage: Eukaryota; Metazoa; Chordata; Actinopteri; Gobiiformes; Gobiidae. The coding region runs from base 9 to 965 and encodes 318 amino acids. Gene Ontology annotation, molecular function: DNA-binding transcription factor activity, RNA polymerase II-specific; RNA polymerase II cis-regulatory region sequence-specific DNA binding. The record is from RefSeq and is a predicted model, not a curated record. The transcript has a single exon.